AUGGAGGAAAGAGGAAGUGUAGAGGUGCUCAGCCCUGACUCCUGUUCCUCCAAACAAAUGACUAUUGCUGUCAGAGCAGAUGAUAAGCAUCUAUUAGGGACCAUGUACACAAAUCUGAUGCCAGAAAGGCAUCAUGCAAGAGUCCCAGAUAGGAAUCCUAGGUAUGAGAUGCAUGAUCUAAAGCCUUUGCUGUAUAUAAGAAACACAUCCAACAAGGCAAUGUGAACACAUGAAUCUGUUUCCAUGUGCAGAUUUUUCUUUUUGCUCAGGGCUUGCACAUCUAUACCUAUUUAAUGCUUAAGAUGCUUUAAAAGACUUCCUUUCAAACUUCCUUCAUUGUAAAGACCUAUUCACACUUAUUUUGCCAUAAAGCCCAUUAGAAACAGAGGGACUUACUCAAGUAAACAUACUGUACAUAAAACUGAAUUUUAGUAAAGUCUUUGUUAAUACUAAUACUUGUACACUAAUACUUGUGAGAACACUUGCCAAAUGUAGAGAGGUGUCUGAGUUGAACCUGGCAACACACAUAGCACAAUCCUAUGCAUGUUUACUCAGAAAUAAGCCCCAGUGUGUUCAAAAGGCUUACUCUGGUAAAUUGGAAUAGGAUUGCAGCCUAAUAGGAACUAUGAAUUGUCCAAAAUCCAUUGCCUAAAACUGCUGCCAAAGCCCUUUCAAAACAAAAUUCCAGUAGGGUGCCUUCCUUCCCCACGUUUUUGCAUUAUUACACAAAACAAACAGAAUUAAGAUCGUGAUAAAUAUUUUAGCAGUCGUCUUGUUGCUUAACAUCAGGUUUUCUGUUCUGAAUCCUUUUUCAGCAAUUACUCAGGCAUGGUCUUGUGCUUUGCAGAAUUAGGAUCUUAGCUGGUCAUGUCUCCCCACCCUCAAGCAAUACAGGAAAUGGUUGUUUAUUAUAGAAUAAAUCUCUGGCAAACAGCUGGCUGCUGCUCUAAUGAAGCAACUUGGGUAUGAUGAUUAUAAAAUGUAAACAGAAAUGGGUCAUAUUCCCCAUUUGCUGGAAAGAUGACAGAUGAUACUGCCCAAGACCUUCUGGCUGCCUGAUUGUCUGUUGCGGGGGGGAGGGGAAUAAUGUAUAAUGAUGGCAUUCAUUAUUAUGUUAAUAAUGAAUAGUAAUAGUAACAAUAAUGUUUAUUAUUGCUAUCAUUAUUAUUUCCCCUAUUUUUCCCCCCAGGAGUAAUUUAACAUUGAUCCCAAGAGAAGAGAGAAGUUUCUAUCUAAUUCACCCACAAAGGUUUCAUCUUGGCAUAGAAAAGGAUUAGAGAAUAAUAAUAGAGGAAUUGAUUCACAUGCGUUAGAGGGUUAAACCUGGCAUCUUCAGAGAUCAAGCUGGGGGAAUAAAAAAUCAGAAGAUAUGGAAACCUCAGAAUGUAUAGCAGAACUGCGGAGGGAAACCUGAGAAGGGGCAAGCAGGCAGGAGUAAAUGCAAGGAAUGGGGCCCAAAUUUUGGGGUUUGUAGUUAAUGAAGUUGAAUAGGUGCAAAAUUGAGUCAGAGGGAAUGGCAACAUUGCCUGUAAUUUGGGCAAUGAUCUCACCAGGAGAGAGGUCUUGAUUGUGGAGUGACCCAUAAAAUUUCUCUGGAUAUUAUAGGAACAAUUGUUGCUGUGGGGGUUUGUCACUAUGCAAUUGACAUCCAACUAUUUUUUUAUUUCCAUUUAAUCCAGGUGAUACAGCAGACGCACCAAAGAGGUGCUUACAGUCAAUAAUGGGACAGUUGAUUUGAGGGCUAGUGAACUGAAGCCGAAUUAAAAUAAGAUGGAGAUAAUAUAGGUAGGUGGAACCAGUGCUUUUUUCCCAAAAAAAUGUUUAGGGAUACUCUCACUUUGACUCAAGAAAAUUGGGGAAAAUAAAUACAGUAAAUGGAUAAAAGUACAAAGAUUCACAAAAUAUUUAGGGGUAUGCGUAUCCCCAGAAAAAAGUACUGGGUAGAAUGACUGUGGAGAUUCUAGUCAGCUUGUAGUGGAUGUGGUUCCAACAUCCAUGGUUUCACUCCAGUCAGGAUUGCUCCUCAAUCCACCAUUGCUGUUGAAUGCCCAAGUGGCCCCUUUUCCCAACUUUGGUGUGCUGGCUGCAUCCCCUCCCAAAAAAUGAAUGAUGCAGCCACAGUUAUCCAUGCUCUAGCAGCAUCCAAGCUUCACUGCUGUAAUGGGUAAUUCCAUGAAAAUGUCAACCUAUGGACCCAUUUUUUCAUUUUCAUACACAGUUAGCAUGUUCUGUGUUAUUUUAACAAUAAUUUCCCAAAGUUUCUUGAUCUGGCCACUAUUUUUCAAAGCGGCAUUUUUCACGUAAGUAAAAAGUUAAAAUUAAAAGCCCCAGAAGCAUGGCAUGUGAGAUGUCUCAGAAUUUUUUUAUCUUCCCCUCAAACCUUCAGUUAAUGACCUCUACAAGGAAAUAGGUUAAUGACCCUUUAAUGUACUAAUGGUUCUGCUUUCUCAUUUCAUAAACUAAGAAUAAAUUUUAUGUUAGGAUCAAAAUCCGAUGAGCUUAGAGCAAUACGGUACAACUUAUAUUGGCUUAGUGUGUUAUGUAGGUCACAACAACACAUACAUAGCCUAUAGAGAUGCAAAAAAAUUACCUCAGAAGAUGAAGGUCUCUUGCCUUAUUGUAACCAUCUCCACUCCUUAACAAUGGAGAAUUAGGUAGCCAGCUCAAAGAGAAGUCAGGGCUCCUGCACCUUUAAAAAUAGUAUGAAAACUACACUUUCUUGCAACUAUUGCAAUUUCAUCUUUCUUGCAACUAUUAAAUCCCACCUGUUCAGAAUACAUACUCUAAGCUGUCAGGGGUUUGAAUAGAUGAAUUCCUUUUCUUCCUUAGCCUUCCAUUCCCCGUUUUUUCUUUUCUGGUUUUGUGUUCAGCUGAACAUGAACAUUUUGUAUCUUAAAAGUACUCUCAGUCACAGUCUUAUUAGCAGACUUGCAGUCUGCCUGACUUUUCUUUAGGUCCCAACCCCAGGUCAACAGCUAUCAACAUUCUGUAAACUCAGAAGCUCCUAACAGCCAGUUUAGAUAUAUUUAAAGCACAUUCUUCCCCAGAUGAAUGUAGAGAAUGUAGAUGAAUGUAGAGAAUGAGAACUGUAGCUUGUUAAGCAUGUUGGGGACUGUAGCUCUGUAACGGGGAACUGCAGUUCCCAUAAUUAUUCAGGGGAAGCCAUGUGAUUUCAGUGUACAUUGAAUUAACUUUAAACUACAUUAUGUUUGGGUGUCCUCAUUUCACUGCCAAAUUGAUUGCCAGUUAACCACCUAAGUUUGCUGUUAGAGGGAGUGAUUGCUCUGAAUAGUAAUACUCUGCUGACAAUCCUUCAUAAUCCAAAGCAGCCUUGUAUGCAGAAGGUCACAGCCUUCUGCAGCACAUAAUAAGAGUUCAUCUGCUCCUCAUAAAAGGCAGUUCCAGGCAAAGAUGUUCCUCAGUGCAUUGCAUUACAUAGGCAGCAGUUUCCAAAUGGCCCAACAACAAAAUUGCUGACAGCAUGGAUAGCUGUGCAUGGAUGCAAAUCCUUGCAGAAUGGGGCAGAAAUGUUCUUAAAAGUCAAAAGAAACUGUUGUCUGGCUGAAGAAAAUUGUACUUGGAAGAACGAAGCUUUUUAGCUUAGAACUCUGAUGUCAUACAAAACCCAAAGAUUUUGCAGGUACUGUUCUGGUAAAUAUAGUCAUAUUUGAAAACAUCUGCAGAACUCCAACACCCAAUAUAUUUGUAAGAUGUACUGAGGGCUCAGUUUAGGUAAACUGGAAAUGUAAAAACAAAAAUUGAGUAUGUAUGUAUGUAUUUGAAUUUCUAAACUAGCCUUCAUCAGGUAGAGAUCCCAGGGUGGAUUAUAAAAUGGUGAACAAACAAACAAAUAACAGUUAACAUUAAUAAAACCCCGAACAAGACAACUACAGUGUCUUAAAAUUGUUGCAGACAGCAAACACAGUAGCUCCAUAAAGACUUUGGACCAUUUAAUCAGAUUCUGCCCAAAGGCCCGCACCCCAAUAAUGUAAUAGUUACCCACGCCUCUCUUAAAUUUCUGGCACACAGUUUCACCAGUAAAAGCCACAGCAGAAGCUUUUGCCAAUAUAAAUAAAAUUAAAACCAAAUAUCCCACAAGUGUGGGUGUGCAGAGAGCUGGAUUCAACCCUGUCCCUCCAGCCACUCUUUUUUUCUGUGGAGCUAGUUCUGGAUUCACACAGCCCACCAUGGAGCUUCUUGGUCAGGGGUGGUGCCAAUGUUUAGGCUGGCCGGAACCUGAAAGCCCCAGGCAGGCAGCAGAAUAACGACCAGCAACUGGAACUAGUCUGCACAAAAUACUUUAUAUACAGACCUUUAGAAUAUACCAGGAAUCCCAGGAAAAUGGCUCAGAAUUAGGGUUGCCAACUGGCCAGAAUAAUAAAGUAAAAAAGAUAGUUCUGGCAUUCUCCAUUCUCCUUAACAGAUUUAAUAGGUAGCAACUUGAAAAAGUUUUUAAAUGGUAUAGAUCAAAACACUAGGUAAAAGUUAAAGGUGAGGACCCCAGGAUGGUUAAGUCCAGUCAAAGGCAUCUAUAGGGUGCAGCGCUCAUCUUGCUUCAGGCUGAGGGAGCCGGCGUUUGUCCACAGACAGCUUUCUGGGUUUUGUGGCCAACAUGACUAAACCACUUCUGGAGCAAUGGAACACUGUGACAGAAGCCAGAGUGCACGGAAACACUGUUUACCUUCCCGUCGCAGCAGUACCUAUUUAUCUACUUGCACUGGUGUGCUUUUGAACUGCUAGGUUGGCAGAAGCUGGGACAGAGUAAUGGGAGCUUACAAAAGGUGGCAACCAUACUAUGUAGUGAGCCUGUUUGAAAGAAGGCUAUUCUGUGUUCAGCAUUUAUCUUGAGGAUUUUUAGUGCAGAGAUUAACAUCCCAAUCUUAACCCAGAUGUACAGUAAAGGGAAAGGGAAAGGGACCCCUGACCAUUAGGUCCAUUCGUGACCGACUCUGGGGUUGCGGCACUCAUCUCACUUUAUUGGCCGAGGGAGCCGGCAUACAGCUUCCAGGUCAUGUGGCCAGCAUGACUAAGCCACUUCUGGCGAACCAGAGCAGCGCACGGAAACACCGUUUACCUUCCCACCGGAGCGGUACCUAUUUAUCUACUUGCGCUUUGACUUGCUUUCGAACUGCUAGGUUGGCAGAAUCAGGGACCGGGCAACGGGAGCUCACCCCAUCGCGGGGAUUCGAACCGCCAACCUUCUGAUGGGCAAGUCCUAGGCUCUGUGGUUUAACCCACAGCGCCACCCGCAUCCCAGAUGUACAGUAGUCAGAAGUAAAUUCCACUUGGACACUCCAGAGUAGAAUGGCAUUGAAACCGGCUCCAUUCGACAAGGGUGGAAUUUUGGAGUAAACAUGCCUAGGAUUGUGAUGCAAGGUGACACCCACACCCUACACUUAAAGCACAUUUAUAUCCCAUAAAAAGUCAUGGCUUCUUGCAAAUAACACUGGGAACUGCAGACUUGUAACAGAGCUACAAAUCCAAGCAUCCUACAGUUCUCAAGCUUCCUUGGGGAAAAGGUGUGGUGUGGAUGUGGCCUAAAGAGAAACCAGCUGCUCUACAGCACACCCAGGGAGCACUGCCACAUACAGAAUGUAACAAGUGGAUCCUUUUUCGGUGCCCAUUGGGCUCAAGACUGACAUCCGCAAAACAGCAGAGCUCUAUGCACGUUUACUCAGAAGCAAGUCCAGUGAAAGCCAACGGGGCUUGCUCCCCGGUACGCGUGCAAAGGCUCUUUUCCAGCCUUUCCGCUGACUUGGGACACGUUUCUGAAUGGCGCGUGCACACGACCGCCGCCCCACGCGUGUUUACUCAGAAGCGAGUCCCUCCGAGUUCCACCGAGCCAGCGGAGGAGGAAGGCGGGUCGUCACGCACGCCCUUUGUGACGCAGCGCCGCCCGCUAAACAGGGACACCCGCUCGCCGCCGUUAGAAGCUCGUAGAAAAGGAGAGCGGCUGCUCGGUGACGUCACCGGCGGCUCCUUUGGCCGCUGACGCUUUAAAAGGGAAGCGGGGGCUCUGCGCUGGAGGAUCGGCUCAGUUAUCGCCGCUCAUUGCCGAGUUCCCCCAGGAAGUACGGCUGACGGUGAGUUCCCCCAGCCUGCCGGUAGAGGGAGCAUGUGCGCCUUCUCAGCGGAGCGCGCGCGCGGGAGAGGAAGGCUCCCCUCGGGAGGGUCUGGUGAACCGCGCCUUCCCCCAACCUGGUGCCCUCCGCGUGUGCUGGACAACCAACUCCCGGCAACCCAGCUGGGGGUGAUGAGAGCUGUAGCUGGUGGAGGGUGUUAAUCGCUUAAGCCGCUUCGAGGUCUUUUGGGUCACGGAGCGGUCUAUAAGUGGAAAGAGCGCACAAGCAAAUAAAGUCGCUCCUCUUCCGCUUUAUUUGUGCUCGCGCUUUGCAGGGUGCGCCACUGUAUGUAAUGUUGCCCGCUUUGGAUUAUUUAGCAUGCCUUCGCUUAAUAAGCUGAGAUAAGAACGAGACUAUUCCUUUUUCUUUUGUAGGGUGAGUAAUCAAAUCCAAAAGCCACACGUGCCCUCUUUUUUUGGUCUAAAUAGGGAAACUAGGUGCUUCCAGAGGUGUGCUUUGGGUGGGAGUGGUGCUGUUUGUGCACGGAAGCGCUUUUUUUCUUUUUCUUGCAGCAUCCAGGUGGUGAUGUCAUCAAAAGGCCGGUUUGUAUUCUUGCCCCUCCCCAAUUGAACCUAAAUGUACCAUUUCUGGUAAAAAUCUGAUAAGUUUUUCUAAAAAAGAAAAACGAACCUGUUGCCAAUAUCUCUUUUACAGUAUUUAGCCCCCUUCUGGAAGCACCCUGUAAGUCCUAGCGUUGAAACAAUCCAGGAUAUUAAAUCAACUUAUUUAAUGCCCAGGCUUGUUUUGAAGUUGAACGGUAUAGUUUCCCAGUCUGAAUGCUCAUCCUAUGAAGGGAGCAAGUGGGGGGAGGCAAGAGGUUUACUUAUAUAUUGACUUAUUAAGCUGAGAUAUAGUCACCUCUACUUGCCCUGUAUAGCAUGAUAUCAUUUGUGUGACGUGUGUUACCUUCUCUUCUCCUCCUUCCCUUCAUUGGCUUGCAGGGCCACACAUAGUGUGGUGACAUGUUAUGUACUGAGUUAAAUAGGAUCCAAACUGCAGCAGUCUGAUUGGUCCUAGAACAAUAGGAUCCAAAAGGCAGCAGUCUGAUUGGUCCUAGAACAAUAGGAUUCAGAAUGCAGCAGUCUGAUUGGUCCUAGAACAAUGCAGCAGUGUGAUUGGUUGGCAUGAACUACCCAAUCAUGCUCCAGAUAGAAGUGAAUCCACAACCUGAUUGGCUUACAGUAGAAUUCCAGAAUUAGCCAAUCAUGUGCAGCCCAUUGUGUAAAUAAUGUAUAUAAAGCAGAUACUUUGAGGGGACUUUCAUUCAUUCCUCCUCACCAUUAUGAGCUGAACAAAGAGCAUGAAAUCACUUUGCGACUCUGAGUAUAUUUCAUGACAUAAUGCCACUGAUUGCAUUGCACAUGGCAUAACACCAUGGUUUAAUGUUAUGUGAACAAGCCUUGGACGUAACAGCUCUCCCCGAUCUUCCUUGGGCAUGGUUGUGAGGGCAAGAUCGUAAUGUUCUGUCUGAACCCAGACAAAGUGUUGUUUGUCUUAAUUAUGUUGGCUUGUGAAGUCUUCUUUUCCUAAAGUAUAGUUAAAGCUAGCUACAGUUUAGGCACUGGAUGUAACAGUAAACAAUGGUGAAUUAAAAACAGAAGUCAUCCCACAGCUGCAGCAGAGGAGGGCAGAGGAAGGGAGACCAUGCUUGCCCAAGACUCCUUCAUAUAAUGCUAAACCAGCACUUAGCAUUGCAUCUGAACCAGGUCAUUGCCACUAGCUCCCCUCCUCCUCCUCAUCACUGCUGCCUGCUUGCUUAACAGGCAAAGGAGAGGUGAGUGGGAAUGGUAAGCAGCAUGAGCAGCUGCUUUCAGAUGGGUAUUUGGUGUGGGAGUGGGGCUCCUCAUGCAUGGAAGCAUUUUGAAGCCUCCAGACGAUCUUCUUGGCAUUAAAAUGCCAGCCUGUAUCCCCCCUCCCAACACAAAAGGGCUGCAGGGUUGUGAGCUUCAGUAAAUGGGCAGGGCAGCUUUUGGGUAAUGAAAAAAGAACCUGAAUCUUUGGGGAGAUGGCUAGGAAAUGUAGUUUUGUUAUUGAUCUCCUCCCUCUGUCUUUUUGGUUAGCGUGUUUGUUUGUGACUGCCUGAACAAAUUCAUUGGGCUAAAUAUUUUUUUUAAGUCAGGACACAAGAAAUGGAGUCCCAAGAAAUAAGCUUGAACCGCUAUCGCAUGCAGCGCACAGCAACACUGGCCCAGGAAGUUCUGGAGCGGGCAAGAACACGGAAGUUGAACUGGCCAUUGCCUGCUACAUUUGAAAGGAGGGCUUUUCAGGUAAGUGCUGUAACCAAAGGCAGCUGCUUCCAUACCUGAGCCUUUUAAUGCUACCGAGAAGCUGCUGUUCCAUUGUGAGUAAGUUGUAAUAAUACCUAAACAGAGCUGAAUGUCCUCUGCGUACUUCUGCCCCACUAUGGUUAAGAGCUCGGUUUCACUCCAGAUGCACCAACAAAGAGAUUAGACAAAGUUACUCAGGGGUGGUGCAUCCAAUUUUGCCACUUGAGGCAAAAUGGGAAGUGCCACCUUGCCACUGACUAUGACUCCAUAACUGCUACUGCGCACCCUGUUCCAUCUGCUGGCAAAGAAGCACCACAGCCAUUAUAGCCCAUUUCAGGCAAGAUCGUGCUGAUUUUGAGUGAGCUCUUGCAUGCUCUGCAAGAUUUUGGGUAAGGUCUCGCCCAAAGUGGAUGUGAUCUUGCCUGAAAUCAGCGCUGAUGGGCUUGCUUGGGGGGCUUUGCCACCUGAGGCAGCGACUUCACCCUGCCUCUUAGCUGGGCCGACUCUGGUGUCAUCUAAUGAUUCUUUGGGGUUCCCAUUUUUCCCAUUAUUCCCAGCCAUUGGCCUUGCUGGCUGGGGCUGAUGGAGUUGGAGUACAGCAACAGCUGGCUAUUCUGGUUCCAGAUGAUAAGGCCUUGUCUGCUUCUGUUGUGUAUCUUACAAGAUUGCUUGUAUAACUAACUGAACAGGGGGUGCUACUUGGCUCAUUACAAAGAUUGCUAAAUAUAAUUGUCACUGUAGAUACUGCCUUUUCUCAAAGGUUUGCCCUGCAUGUAGGUAUGUAAAAUAUUAUUUCAUGUGCCAUCUGUGUUUUCCUUUACCUGUUACCUUUUUGCCCACAUUUUCUUUCUUGAAUCAUCAAGCAAGUUAUUUUUGCCUGCCAUUUGUUAAACGUGGGACUCUGAAUAAGACAGAAAAUGUCAGGUAAAACCAAAUGGGAGGCAAACAGUUGUUGUUGUUUCAUUUGUUAAAAUGACACAUACUCAGUCCACAGCAAACUGUACAAGACUGAAAUCUUUUCUGAAGCAGCAAUAAUCCAAAAGAAACCACUCAAAUGUUCUCGUGGGGUGGUGAAUGCUUCCCUCCAUGAGGGAGCCUUCCCAGACCCGCUGAAAGAGGCGGUUAUUAAACCGCUUCUUAAAAAACCAUCUUUAGAUGUGGCCACGAUGGCCAACUAUCGCCCAGUCUCAAAUCUUCCAUUCUUGGGCAAGGUGAUUGAGCGAGCGGUUGCUGAACAACUCCAGGCACGCCUGGAAGAAGCGGACCAUUUGGAUCCCUUCCAGUCAGGAUUCAGGCCUCAUCAUGGGACUGAAACUGCCUUGGUCGCACUGGUUGAUGAUCUCCGGUGGGCUAGGGACAAAGGUGAGAGCUGUUUCCUAGUUCUGCUGGAUCUCUCAGCGGCGUUUGAUACCAUCGACCAUAACAUCCUUCUGGACCGUCUUGAGGGGCUGGGAGCUGGAGGCACUGUCAUACAGUGGUUCUGCUCCUUCCUCCUGGGCCGUGUUCAGAAAGUGGGGGGGGGGAUGAGUGUUCAGACCCCUGGGCUCUCACUUGUGGGGUGCCUCAGGGUUCUGUCCUCUCCCCCAUGCUUUUCAACAUCUACAUGCAGCCGCUGGGAGAGAUCAUCAGGAGGUUUGGACUGGGUGUUCAUCAGUAUGCGGAUUAUACCCAGCUCUACCUCUCUUUUAAAUCAGAACCAGUGAAGGCGGUGAAGGUCCUGCGUGAGUGUCUGGAGGCGGUUGGAGGAUGGAUGGUGGCUAACAGAUUGAGGUUGAAUCCUGACAAGACAGAAGUACUGUUUUUGGGGGACAGGAGGCGGGCAGGUGUGGAGGAUUCCCUGGUCCUGAAUGGGGUAACUGUGCCCCUGAAGGACCAGGUGCGCAGCCUGGGAGUCAUUUUGGACUCACAGCUGUCCAUGGAGGCACAGGUCAAAUCUGUGUCCAGGGCAGCUGUUUACCAGCUCCAUCUGGUACGUAGGCUGAGACCCUAUCUGCCUGUGGACUGUCUCGCCAGAGUGGUGCAUGCUCUGGUUAUCUCCCGCUUGGACUACUGCAAUGCACUCUACGUGGGGCUACCUUUGAAGGUGACUUGGAAACUACAACUAAUCCAGAAUGCGGCAGCUAGACUGGUGACUGGCGGCGGCCGCCGAGACCAUAUAACACCGGUCUUGAAAGACCUACAUUGGCUCCCAGUACGUUUCCGAGCACAAUUCAAAGUGUUGGUGCUGACCUUUAAAGCCCUAAACGGCCUCGGCCCAGUAUACCUGAAGGAGCGUCUCCACCCCCAUCGUUCUGCCCGGACACUGAGGUCCAGCACCGAGGGCCUUCUGGCGGUUCCCUCACUGCGAGAAGUAAAGCUACAGGGAACCAGGCAGAGGGCCUUCUCGGUAGUGGCGCCCGCCCUGUGACAUCCAGCAGAUGUCAAAGCGAUAAACAACUACCUGACAUUCAGAAGACAUCUUAAGGCAGCCCUGUUCAGGGAAGUUUUUAACGUGUGAUAUUUUACUGUAUUUUUGGUUUCUAUGGAUUCCGCCCAGAGUGGCUGGGGAGGCCCAGCCAGAUGGGCGGGGUAUAAAUAAUAAAUUAUUCUUAUUCUUAUUAUUCUCUUUACUUCAGAAACUAAGAGGAUUUUUUUCAAUACCAGAAAUGGAACUGAAAUGAAAAUCUCUCCAUAAAACUAAAAUGUAAAAAUGUCAUGCUACCCCUUUAGAGGAUUUGUAGUGUCUCCUCAUAACCCUUGAUGUGCAUGAAGUCAAGGCAGGGUGGGUGAGCAAAGGAACAGAAUUCUUCCAUAACUCUUAGGGUAAGGGAAUAGAAUUCUGCCACAACUCUCAAUAUCCUGUUUCUUUGAUUGGAUAGCUGCAGGAAGCACUUGAUAAUAGCUUAUAAUAAUCCUCAGAUAUUGGAUAAAGAGCUGCAAGUAGUAGUUCAGAAUCUUUUGCUACUGUCCAUGAGCAACUGUGGUUCAUCAUGUUAUCAGAACCCUGGCAACCGGUGGUUAAGCUUAACUGGUUUGUCUGAAACUUCAAACCACAGUUUGUUUUCGUAGAGCUAUAUCCUGCCUCUCUUCAGCCAUGGAACCCAAAGCAGUGUUCAUGUGUUUUCCAAGUAGUCACCCAUCCAGGCACUGAGCAGACGCAAGCCUUAUGUGGCUUCAGACCCUAUGAAGCCGGUUUCUUUCAAGAAAAUAUACCGUAGUUAAAAUAGCCACAGUUUAAGGUUUAGCUCAGAUCGGCUGAAACUCAGCAUAUGCCUUGGAACCCUGUGUCUAUUUUGGUUUUGCUCUGAGGAAUGAGCAUGUUGCCAUUGCAAAGUAACAGACACAGAAGCAUUGGUUUAAACAGGAUAUCUUCCUAUAGUAGCAGCUGUGCAUAGGAAGGAACAGUCAUUUUGAUGAUGACAUAGCUGCAAGCCUAACUAAUUUCUUGCUAUAUCUAAUGUAAGCAUAUGCUCCUUUUUGGCCCUGAGGGUUCUUCCAUCAUCUCCCACCAGUAAUUGGAUUAAGUCUAAAUAUACAUUUCCUAGGAAAGUGCCACUGUCUUCCCUCCAUGUGAGUUCUGAUUAGCCAGAGACCUCAUGACCUUUAUUUAGGGAAACAUAUUGAUAUGUUUAAUAGUAAUUCUGUUAACUAGUAUCUAAUGUUCCUUCCAUGGGGUCACGAAGAAUCGGACACGACUAAACAACAACAACAAAAUGUUCCUUCUGUCCAGAACUGUUAUUAAAGCGGUUGCCCAUUGUGUUAGAGCUAAUGCCAGAAAACCUGUUUCCUACAACUGGACAUCUUACAGAUCCAAAAUAUGUCCACAAACCCUGUGUUUCAUGCCUGCUGUAAUACUUGGAUGCCUUCAGGGGCCAUAGUUUGACCUUUCCCUUGCCUUUUCUCCCUGUUUACCUGCCUCUCAUCUGUGUUUAUUUUCUUUGGAUUAGUCAGGAGCAUCGUGGAAAGCAACAGCCACUGCUACAUAUCAUGUAAGAAAUGCCUUUUUCUGUUUUUGAAACGUUAUUAACUAGAAUCUAAGGAAGCUAGGGUUGGAAUCAGCACUCCCUAGGAAGGCUUGCCUGCCUUCAGUCACCCCAUCACAUCCUGAGCCAACAGUGUCCUUUCAGAGGAUAGAGGAAAACAUGCAAGUUUUCACCUUCUGCUUAUAAAGGGCUCACCACCCAAAUGAAUUGAUUACACUACAAAGAACCUUGGGUUCAGUUACAGCCAUGCCACCACAAGUCAUGGUGAAACUUUAGAAAUCACUUCUGUUCACUCUCCCUUACUCAUGAGAAGUGAUUAUUAGUGUCUUCUCUUUCCAAUCCCUAGUUUUCUCAUUUCCUUAAUCUUGCUGUCUGCUAAUACUUGCAUUAACCAACACCCAGUCUUUUGCAUUUCAGCUUUUCCCUUUGAGGGUUUAGGAUUCCACUGCAACUCAGCUGGUUUUUUAGUACCUGAUCCAUGCAAGGCGAAUUAUUCUCCUCCCAUCUUCACCUAGCUCAGUAAUACCAAUAAAGUGGUACCUCAGGUUAAGGACUUAAUUCGUUCCGGAGCUCCAUUCUUAACCUGAAACUGUUUUUAACCUGAAGCACCACUUUAGCUAAUGGGACCUCCUGCUGCCACCGCGCUGCCGGAGCACGAUUUCUGUUCUCAUCCUGAAGCAAAGUUCUUAACCUGAAGCACUAUUUCUGGGUUAGCGGAGUCUGUAACCUGAAGCGUGUGUAACCUGAGGUACCACUGUAUAAAUUUAUAGAUCAGGCAGCUUUUGGUAGCCUGUAACUUUUUUUUUAACAACUAGCCAUCUUGCUAUUCUACAUUUCUCUAUUGUAUUGAUACUUCCAAGCUGCAAAAUCAUUUAACUCACUGCCAACCAUUUCGUGAAAAGAAAACAUUUCAUAUUCAUUUUGACAAUAUUUGUUGGUUCUCGAUCAUUUUUCCAAGUAAGCAAGGCAGUAUUUCUAAAUUGUCACCAUUGUGGUGGGCAAUUUUCUCUAGAUUAAAGCUCUCCAAUGCUGUGCCUCUGUGAAUAUAUGUGUAAGAUACAGGCUCAUGUGUAUGUGUGAAUAGACUCGCAAGUAGAUCCAACAGCAUAUAUAGAACACUAAACUGUAGUUAAUGAAAACCAAAGCGAAAGUUUUCCUUCUACAGUGGUGGAGGAUAAUGGAGGGGGGAACUCAAGCCUGAGGCUUGCUAUGACUUGUUCCUAUCACAGUAAACUAUAAUUUAUUAUGGAGAUUUCAGUAUAAAAAAUGGCAUGCAAACACAACCGCUGUGUUGCCCUUUAGGGCUGUAUAUUUCCCAUUGUUUUCAUAGUGACAGGACAUUUUGUUUCAUGGAAACAGGAAGGCGAGGAUGAAGAUGCAUGUCUUGCUGCUGCUUUUGCUUCUGUUGCUGAACACAUGGGCCGCAUCUCAGCAGAAUGCGAGGUAAAUGGUUCUUGAGAUGGAAGCAAUGACUGCUGUGCUGGGAGUCAAGUACAGAAGCUUGAGUGACAACUAUUAGGGACAUAGGAAGCUGCUUUACAUACCAUUGGUCGAUGUAGCUCAGUACUGUCUUCACCAACUGGCAGUGGCUCUCCAGGGAUUUAGGCAGGAGUCUCUCCAGGCCCGGAUAUUGAAUCUGACACCUUUUGCGUGCAAAGCAUGAGUUCUACCAGCAAGCCAUUUGAAGGCUUUAUUGCAACUGCAUUUUAGGAAAUACCAGUUUAUACUGUGUCGAAUUAUCAAAACUCAAUGGGCUGAAGGAACACAAAAUCGCCAUCAAGCAAGUCUGGAUUCUGUUCCAUGAGUAUCUUUGUCAGCUUCCUCAGAGAUCCCUUUGACAGGGUGGAAAUGUUCAGGAUUUCCCCCCUCCCAUAAAUCAUUUAUCAUGUCUAACACGAAAGAGGAGGGGUAAGGAGCCAUGCUUAGUAUUGAACCCUACCUAGCCAGCCCUCCAUCUUCCCUGAGACUUCAGAGAUUUCACCAGGUGUUGACCACACACUUUCAAGCCGACAUUCAGGCAUAUUUUAUUUCAGCCUUGUAUUUAACAAGGCUCUUGCAGCUAGAAAGUCCAUGCAAGAUCAGCCUGUUCCUCCUUUGAUAGCCUGUAUAGCUACUGUGAUAGCUGUAGAAAGAGGAAAGACACUUUCUCCCUAGUCGGCAUGGGACCACAGUGGGCUAGCGGAAGAGGAAUGGAGCAGCUUGGCAGAAGAGGCAAGCUUUUUCUUACUAUCCUGCUGAGAGCUGAAGCCUGCAUUUCUGAGAUUUCCUGCCUCCAUGGCCAACAUGGAGAAACAGGCUGUUAAGUUUCUUUGCAGGCUAGUAACUUUUGUGGGAUUAUUGGCAGGGCUUUCAUUUUGACAUUUCUAAGGGUUGUGGGCUUCUUCUGACUUCACAGUAGCAAUUUCUACACUGGUUUAAUUACCCCAACACUUCCAAGCGCUUGCUCUGAGGGCAGCGAUCAGCGUGGGCCAAAUAUGAAUCAAGAGACCUCCCAAUUUCCCACUGUCAGGAAAGGGAUCCAACCACAUGGAGCAGAAUGCGGGAGGAGGAGUUGGUCAUCUUAUUUAUAGCAGAGAUGGGAAAGCUGUGACCCUGUAGAUGUUUUUGGACUCCAACUCCCAUCAGUCCUGGCCAGCAUGGCCAAUAGUCAAGGAUGGUGGCAGCUGUAGUCCAGCAACAUCUGGAAGGCCACAGGUUCCUAACCCCUGAUUUACAGUACCAAACACAGGCAUUUCUGCCUGACAAAGUCCUUUCACAUUUGUCCUUCUGGUGGCAGCAGAGACGAGGGAAUUGUUGCUCACAUCUUCAUGGGGCAGGCCCACAUUAAGACAUUUCAUUAUUUUAGCACCACACAUCUUGCUUUAGUAAUGUUUUCUUCUUCAACUCUGUUCCAGAACUAUUACUGUUGCGUACCACCAUUUCAAUUCAAAGAGUACGAAGUUGCACAUAUAUUCAGAUACCACAGCAGGGAGUCAUCUGCAAACUUGCUAAAGGCAAUUGAAAAUGAGGUGAGUGUACUGAACAUAAUUCUCCUUUUAAGCUAGGAAUGGCUAAACUGCAGCCCCCAACCCCCAAAUUACACCUUGAGGGCCACAGGUUAGCCAUCCCUAUUUUAAGCAAAGAUAUGUCGUCCAAGGGUCAGCUUACUCAAAGGAGUCUUUUGAUGCCACUUCAACCAAGCCUCUGCUAAUCUUCUAAAUGACAUAUAAAUUUGUAAUUUAUUUGGAAGAAUUUUCCAACAUUGCCUUAAGGGGCAUUUUGUUAUCAGUAUGGACAUCUCCUGUGGACAUCUUCCUACUGUAUUAUCCUAUCCUUCCAGAAUUAUCCUUCCCAGGAGAGGCCCGGGCACUCUGCAGGCCCCGCAGUAAGUGCCGUCCCCAGUCUGCCCCCCUGCACCCCCAAAUAUGCCUCUAAAGCUGCUACAGACGCCUUCUUGAUACUUGCUUUGUGCUGAUUUGGAUUAGGUCUGUUUGCUUGAGGCUGGUGGAUAGGCUGAACUUGGUCACAUCCAGCUUGAGAUCCAUAAACUAUAUCUGCUCUCUCUAGGAAAGUAAAAAUGUCCCAAUAGUGGAAGAACCUGGUUGUCCUGAUACAGAUACAGCUGCUUUAAUUCCAGCAGAGAAUGCUGAACAUAAAAUAAAAGCAAGUAUAAGUUCACUUAAUAUUUUAAGGUUUUUGUGGGUUUUGUUUUUAUCUGUGCAGGGUGCACAGGCAUUCAGUUGCUUGAUGAAUUAGAAUGCAUAGUGCUUCUGGAAUGAAAGAAAUGGUAUUGGUUUUUACAUGGAGGAACCCACAAACACAAUCCAUGGUGACUUCCCCUCCCAGCUCCAUCAGCUCCUGAAAAUAAUCAGAAUUCUUUGUUAGCUACAGUAAUUUCAUUUUAAAAUUUUAUUUAUUUAAAACUUCUUUAUAUUGUCUUACAUUUAAAAACAGGUGGUGGUUGUUUAGUCGUUUAGAGCAAUAGCCACAGGAGUCUUACGGGACAAACACAGCAAUCUGGUAUUAAUGAGCUGCAAAGGUCUGGGAGAACAUAUGUAUUUUUUGCAGGUUCUGGAAACCCAAGUACAGUAGGGAGGAUCCUGUUCCAAAGGGUGGGCACCAUAACAGAAAAGGCCCUCCCCCUUUUUGCUGCAGCAUGGACCUCAGCAGACUGUGGCACAACCAGGAAGACUUUAUUAGAUCAUAGUAGGUCUUUAUGGGAGAAGGUUUUCUCUCUGGACUCAAAUUGUUUAGGGCAUGGUAGCCCUACGUUUAGCACAUCCUGGAUUCACCUCUAUACACACACACACACACCUGGCUAUCUCAAAGGAAGCAAUGAUGGACAAAGGUCAAGGGGGCACUUGGCCAGCUGAACUUUACUUUAGCCCACAUUCUCAAGCUCAAGCUGAUCCACAAAAGCUGACUAGAUGGAGUGUCAGGCACAUCACUCAGACAUGUUACUGUGGUGUCCUAGGUCUUGAAGGCAGGCAAUUUUGUCCACAAAGUGCCUUGGAAACUUCCAAACACAACCAAUCAAUAAGUCACCCUCUGGUUAUGCAGUAUGUAGAAAUAUAAAUCUCACACCACCACCAGCACAUCUUACAAGAGGAGGAUGUCCUUACAGUUAUCCAGACACCAAAUACCCCACCCAACCAUACAAUUCACCUGACUUACGCUUGGGAGCCUCUCCCUCCAACCACCAGUCAAGCUCUCACCUGGACAGCUGCUCUCCAGAUACCCCUGGCUCUCACCCAGAGGUGUCUUUUCACAUUCAGCCUCACCCAUAGCUCUCACCUAAAGUGACAACACUUCAUUGAGCAACCCACUUCACCAGUCAGCCAAGGGGAUGGCAUCCCUUUGUGUUACCACAAGGGCAAGGGUGCCAAAUGUUGUCUAAGCAUCUCAGAGCUGCCACUCUCUUCCUCUCUCACCACCAGCAUUCUUGGUCUUGUCAGUUGUCUUCUAGGACAAUUUGAGUUUUGCAUCUUUGCAUUCAUAUGCUGUGGUUAAGAAAUUUGAUGAGAAUUUUUUUUGUCCAAAUAGUUAAACAUUUAUUUUAGUAGUUGGAGCUAUUUAGCAUAAGAACAUGAAUGGGGUUUUGAUUUGAAAAAUCUUGACAUGUAUAUUUUAUAUUCAGGAUAUCUACAUUGAAGUUUCUCCUGGCACCUACACAGUCUCUGCCUCUUCGUAUGACAACACAGUCAAACAAACACAUCUGGUAGAUGUUCGGUCAGGAGAAAGCGUAAAUUUGACCUUUGAUUUAUGA
This is a messenger RNA of Podarcis lilfordi (Lilford's wall lizard), 17596 nucleotides long. NCBI's taxonomy places the organism in Eukaryota, Metazoa, Chordata, Lepidosauria, Squamata, Lacertidae. The record is from the annotation of a GenBank genome assembly.